GCCGAGAAGCAAAGAGGCCAUCGAUCAGUCUAGCAACAGCCCGGGGCUUCUGUUUUAAUUACAUGUGUGCUUUGGACUCAAUUCAUCCCUGCUGAAGCAUUAUUAACUUAAAUGAAACUCCACAAUGGAGGAAUUUGACCCAAUAUGUUGUUUUUUUUCCCCCCUCUUUGAUAAUUGUACACCUAACUCAGUUGAAAAGUCCCCAAAUUGGCAUCCAGCUUUAUGUGAGAAGUUGGUGUUUGGGGGUUGUUGAGAACCUCUAAGGCCAGAACACUGUAUGUCCCUCAGCAUGGCCCAAAGCCAUUCCAGCACAGAGGGGUCGGAUGGAUUUUGCUGUCUGUCUGUGUGUCUGGCUUUUCAAACCAGCUUCACUCAAUUUGCAGUGCCAUUUUCAAGAAGCAAAGAGAAAUAAAGUCAACUUCUCCUGUUAGCUCUUGCUGUAGGAAGAAGCUCGAAGCAAUUGUUUAUUCUUUUUCAGGCGUCCUCCAUCCAUCCAGUGCAGCUCUGCAGCUCUGUAUUCAGCACAAGAAAGCUGGUUGCUUUGAUUUACUAGUUGGAAUUGGUGAUUAUCAGCAGUAUUGCUGCCAGCAUUGGGCUACAGAUGAGAAGUCCAGGGAAAUGCAGCAAGGUAGGCCUGCUUCUGGCUGCGGCUGUGCCGUGUGGGAGCUGCAGAGGUCUGCAGCUGGUGCACGAGGCAGCUGAAGGGUCGGCCCAUUUGGGCACGUGGCCCUGGAGGGCAGAGAUCUCCAGCAGGUCUCCCAUCCGGGAGCUGAUGGACAGGGAGGAGAGCAGGCUGAGGGCUGAGCUCUGCAGUGAGAACAGGAGCAGCCGCGACCAAAUCCACGCAUUGGACAGCACCAGGGCAGAUGGAGAGGCAGAGGGCAGGGAGCAAGGGCACGGCUGCUGUCCUGGCUGUCCUGCUCUCCUCCUUCCUGCAAGCUGCCGAGGUGGGAGCCCUGCAUGGUUCUCUGGUGGCAGAGAACGGCAGCUGGGCUGCUGAGGAAGCGCAGAGCAACGUGUCCACGGAGCAUGCAUUUUUCUCUCUGGAUUAUCAGCAUGUCCAAGUCCCCUUCGAAAUCACGCUCUGGAUCAUGCUUGCAUCCUUGGCCAAAAUAGCAUUUCACCUAUACAACAAGCUGCCAUCUGUGGUCCCAGAAAGCUGUUUAUUGAUAUUUGUGGGACUCAUCAUGGGGGGCAUCAUCUAUGGCCUGAAUGACAAGUCACCUCCUGUCAUGGACAGCGAUAUCUUUUUCCUCUACCUGCUGCCACCCAUCGUCCUCGACGCAGGGUACUUCAUGCCCAGCCGCCCUUUUUUUGAGAACAUCGGCACCAUUCUCCUCUACGCGGUGGUGGGGACGAUAUGGAACGUGUUUGGGAUUGGCUUUUCGCUCUAUGGCAUCUGUCAAGUGAGAGCUUUCGGGCUGCGGGACGUGUCGCUGCUCCACAACCUGCUCUUCGGCAGCCUGAUCGCGGCGGUUGACCCUGUGGCCGUACUGGCCGUGUUUGAGGAGAUCCACGUCAACGAGAAGCUGCACAUCUUGGUCUUCGGCGAGUCGCUCCUGAACGACGCGGUGACCGUGGUGCUCUACAAACUAUUUCGAUCGUUCUGUGAAAUGCCAGCCAUCAAAACGGUGGAUGUGUUCGCCGGAGUUGGAAAAUUCUUUGUGGUUGGGAUUGGGGGAGUGUUGGUAGGUCUUACCUUUGGGAUGACCUCUGCCUUCACCACACGAUUCACCAAGGACAUCCGUGUCAUCGAGCCGCUCUUUGUCUUCCUGUACAGUUACCUUUCCUACCUCACCGCAGAGAUGUUUCACCUCUCUGGCAUCGUGGCCAUCAUUGCUUGUGCCAUGGGCAUGAAACGUUAUGUGGAGGCCAACAUCUCUUUGAAGUCUCACACCACGGUUAAAUACUUCAUGAAGAUGUGGAGCAGUGUUAGUGAUACGCUCAUCUUCAUCUUUCUUGGAGUGUCUACCAUUGGAGAAAAUCACGAGUGGAACUGGCCGUAUAUUUUCUUCACUGUCAUUUUCUGUCUGAUUUGGAGAGCAUUAGGGGUUCUGGUGCUGACCUUCUUUGUGAAUAGAUUUCACGUCAACACUGUCACCAGCAAGGACCAAUUCAUCAUUGCCUAUGGGGGGCUCCGCGGCGCCAUUUGCUUCUCUCUGGUCUUCUUGCUUCCUGACUUCCGCAGAAAGAAGCUCUUCAUUGCAGCAACCACUGUGGUCAUCCUCUUCACCGUGUUCGCACAGGGAAUGACCAUCCGCCCUCUUGUAGACUUGCUGCAUGUCAAGAGGAAAAGAGAGAGUGCUCCUACAGUGGGUGAGCAGAUUCACAUUCGGUUCCUGGAUCACUUGCUGGCUGGCAUAGAAGAUAUAUCUGGACACUGGGGACAGUAUUACUGGAAAGACAAGUUGGAGUAUUUCAACAGCAAAUACCUGCAGAAGUUCCUGCUCCGAGAAUACGACCAGCCCAAAUCAAGCAUUGUGCUUCUCUACGAAAAGCUGGAGCGGAAGCACGCCAUCGAGCUGGCAGAAGCAGGGCAGCUGGGCCAUGCCCCAUCCCACCCGUCCUUGGUUAACAGUGACAGGACUGUCACAACAGAGAAGAAACUGGAGGAUACCCUGCAUCUGGAUGGCCUGGAAGACAUACAGGAAAUACUGGCAAGGAACCUGUACCGAAUCAGGAGAACGGGCCCAGCAUACAGCAGGCACACGCUGCCCGGCGAGACGGAGCCUGUGGAGCAAGCCCAGGAGAUCCUGAUCCUGCAACGCCGGAGCCUGCGGGUGGAUGCAAGUGGGAGCGAUGGGAUCAGCCCCAGGAAGGAGGCCAACACCAGCCCAAGAAGGACCAGCAGUGGAGCUCCUCCUGCCCAGUGCUCAGCUUUGGCUCAGCCUGCACCAAUCCACUCCUGCCUUUGUCCUCCCUGUCUUCAGGUGUCGAUCUUUUGGCUUUACAGCGUUGCGAGGUGGCUCCUGGCUGUGCUAGGAACCAUGCCAAGGGUUUGCCAAGUGAAUAGGUGAGAGGCAAGGAAAGAACAACCCUUAUCCCUUUGAGCCAGCGGUGCGAAUCAGAUGAUUUACACCAGGCACAAAAAUCUUGGCAAGAGUGAGAGGUGACUUCAGAUCUGAAUCGCUGCCCAGAGGAUUAACUCCAAGACACUAUCUAUUUCCAACAGAAAGUUCGCCUUCCUCCGCCUGAGGA
Numida meleagris (helmeted guineafowl) is the source of this 3198-nucleotide messenger RNA. RefSeq names its product sodium/hydrogen exchanger 2-like. Gene Ontology annotation, biological process: proton transmembrane transport; sodium ion transport; regulation of pH. Gene Ontology annotation, molecular function: sodium:proton antiporter activity. Lineage: Eukaryota; Metazoa; Chordata; Aves; Galliformes; Numididae. Gene Ontology annotation, cellular component: membrane. The coding region runs from base 867 to 3017 and encodes 716 amino acids. The transcript has 11 exons. The record is from RefSeq and is a predicted model, not a curated record.